Messenger RNA from Pseudonaja textilis, 1753 nucleotides. Lineage: Eukaryota; Metazoa; Chordata; Lepidosauria; Squamata; Elapidae. The record is from RefSeq and is a predicted model, not a curated record.
GGCGGCGGAGCUGCUGUUCUCGACAUGCCCGCGAAGGAUCUCUACCGGCGCAAGCAGAGUCAACUUGGAAUUCGACCUUCAAAAACAAAUGUCAGGAGAAGGGAUGAAGAGGGGGGCGUCGAAGUGGGUGAGGGGGCCGAGGAGUGGGGCCAGGCCAAGACAUUAAUCAAGCCCCCAGACCAGCUGGACCUGACUGAUGCGGAACUGAAGGAGGAAAUCACCCGUAUCCUGACCGCCAACAACCCCCAUGCUCCACAGAACAUUGUCCGGUACAGUUUUAAAGAAAGGGCCUACAAGCAAACCUCAGUGGUGGAGCAGAUGGCAGUUCACUUCUCUCUUUGUGGGAACCUGAUCUUCAAAGAUUCGGAUGAGGGUCGCAGGCAGGGCAUGAGGAAAAGAGAGCGGAAGCUGACCAACCAGUUUAAUUUCAGCGAAAGAGCCUCCCAGACCUUCAACAACCCCGUGCGGGACAGGGCCUGCCAGAUGGAGCCCCCGCCCAGAGCAACUUUCUCGGACACUGCUAACCAGUGGAACAUCUACGAUGCUUAUGUGGAAGAACUUCAAAAGCUGGAAAAGUCCAAGGAGAAAGAAAAACAGAAAGCCCCUGUGACUAAGAAAGAAGACAAGAUGAUGGGAAGGAAAUUAACCUCUCUGGAAUCACAGAGCGACGACAUCAACAAAGUGGCCAAGGCGGCAAAGAUCGUGGAGCGGAUGGUCAACCAGAACACCUUUGACGACAUCGCUCAAGAUUUCAAGUACUUCGAAGACGCCUCCGAUGAGUACCGGGAUAACAUGGGAACGCUGCUGCCCCUCUGGAAGUUUCAGUAUGACAAAGCCAAGCGGCUGGCCGUCACCGCCCUCUCCUGGAAUCCCAAAUACAAAGAUUCAUUCCUCGUUGGACACGGCUCUUGUUGUGGGACUUCCUUUGAUUUUCACAAGAAGAUUGAUUAUCUGUUCCUAGUGGGUACCGAGGAAGGCAAAAUCUACAAGUGCUCCAAGACCUACUCGAGCCAGUUCCUGGAUAUCUUCCACGCUCACCACAUGGCGGUGGACGCCGUCCGCUGGAACCCCUUCCACAGCAAGGUCUUCAUUUCCUGCAGCUCGGACUGGACCGUGAAGAUCUGGGAUCACACCAUCAAGACACCCAUGUUUAUCUACGACCUGAAUUCUGCGGUUGGCGACGUGGCGUGGGCGCCGUAUUCCUCCACCGUCUUUGCGGCUGUAACCACCGACGGGAAGACGUACAUCUUUGACUUAAGCGUCAACAAAUACGAACCCAUUUGCCACCAGCCGGUGGUAGCCAAGAAGCGGAACAAGAUCACUCACGUCCAGUUCAACGCCAUCUACCCCAUCAUCAUCGUCGGGGAUGACCGUGGCCACGUCACCUGCCUGAAGCUCUCUCCCAACCUCCGCAAGAUGCCCAAGGAGAAAAAGGGCCAAGAGGUCCAGAAAGGGCCCGAAGUGGAGAUCGCAAAACUGGACAAACUCCUGAAUUUGGUGAGAGAACCGGCACCCAAAACCAGCAAGUGAGCUGCAUCCAAGCUGCCCCGUUCCCUUCCCCUUCCCCCCCCCCCCCCCCCGGCAGGGAAGCACCGGAGUCCAGGCGCGAGAAUGCUUUGUCCGGGACAGCGGCCAUGGGUGGCCGGCUGUGCCAAAGCGGCCUCGGGAAACACAUUUCCAACACAAAGAGGCUUUUUAGUUGUUGUUGUUGUUCAAAGGUUUUGCAUGCAGAAAAAAUAAAAGUGGAGAUUUG